Cuscuta europaea is the source of this 1287-nucleotide messenger RNA. The record is from the annotation of a GenBank genome assembly. Lineage: Eukaryota; Viridiplantae; Streptophyta; Magnoliopsida; Solanales; Convolvulaceae.
GUAGCUAAAUUCAGACGCAAUUUUGCUGUUAUCUUCUCUACGCCUUAUUCGUACAUGGUAAGUAGUACGGUGUAGUAUUAUUAUUGCUAUAUCCAGGGGACGCAAGAAGAGAGAAUUAGCUAUCAAAUUCCUUGCCCAAUUUCUGCUAAUCGUACGCAGUAAGUAGUCUUCAGGUGCUCUGUACUCUCUGCAACCAUGGGCGAUCCGACUAGGCCGCCGCCCGUCACCGGCUACCCUGCCCAUCCACCCAACGGUUACCCCCCUCCUCCCGCCGGCACGGCCUACCCAUAUGCACAGCCCAGCACGGCCUUCACAUAUCCACAGCCCGGUAAUUACUACAUCAACAAUACCGAUGUUUACACGAAUCCGCGCCGCAUCUUCCUCCGACGCGUACUGCUCGUGCUCGUGGCCUGCUUCGUCAUCGCUAUGGUUGUUGGCAUGGUCCUCUGGGUCAUCUUCCGUCCCAAAGUCCCCGAGGUCAGAGUCGAUUCGCUUUCGGUUUCCAAUUUCAACCUCUCUAGCAACUUCCUCUCAGCGAAUUGGGACUUAAAGUUCACGGUUCGAAACCCUACUAAGAGGUUCAGUCUCUACUAUGACGAUAUUUAUGCCUCAGUUUAUUACGGCCACUCGAUGCUGCUUGCUUGGACCAGUGUGGCGCCCUUUUCUCAGGAUUCGUAUAGGGAGACAGCCUCCAAGGCGACAUUUUCUGCCGCAUCAACGUUUGUGGACAAUUGGGUUGUGGAAGGGAUCAACAAGGCGAACCCCACUGUUGAAUUUGAUGUCCUUAUGCUGGCUAGGGUUAGGUUCAAGGCCGGUUCAUGGAGGGCAAGGGGGAGGUAUCUGAGAGCAUAUUGUCGGGAUUUGAAUGUGCGACUUGGAAACCAUACGGCACACAGUUUAUCCUCUGGCAACUUGGUAGGAGGCCCAAAGCAGUGCCAAGUGAGGCUUUCAUGAUGGUUUGAUUGCUCUUUCAGUAACGUUCUGCCGAAGGUUUCUUGCUGAGCCUAAGAGCCUUCUUUCAAUACAUCGCCAUCCUAUAGUGAAAUGUGGGGAUCUGUUUUCAAUGAGUUUUUUUACAUUUAUCCCACUCUUGUGUAGCUGUGGGUGCUUUGACAUAGGUAUGUAUACUAACUAGAUAAUAGGUGCAGCAGUUGAGACUUGAGACACCAAUAGCAGGUGAUGAACUACUAUAUAUUUUUUCUUAAAUACUCAUUUUGACAAGCUGGAGUUUAGAUGUUAAGAAAUUCCUUCCAGCAUCUAUCUUAAAAUGCCAAUGCUUGAAAUUUU